AUGCAGCUUUUGGACAUCGAAUCGAGUCCAAAUUGUGACUUUGACUUCUUGAUGCUCACUGAAGGCGACCCAAUUCCCGAGGGUCCCGCCUACGAUGACGCAUCCUGGCCUUCUCACGUGUUCGAGCCUCGACAAUCCAGCUGGACCCGACUUCCUUCAAGUUCGAACACGACACGCUUUGUUGACACUCCCAUUUUCCCGCCCAAAUCCAGUCUUGCCGCCUCUCAGAGGGUGGAGAAAUUGUGUGGCACUCUUCAAAAGACCAAUGUGUCAGGCUUGAAUUUAGCAAGCUCCACUUUCGAAACAUGGACCAACACAUUAUGGAUUACGUUUAAAUCCGAUGGGACCUUGUCUGGCACCGGGUUUUCUCUUCGUUGGAGCUCUUUUCAACUCAUUCACAAGUGCCAGAGGGAGGUGCUCACCAAAUCAAUCGGAUCACUCCAACUCCCAGUCCUGAACCGAAAUGGAACGGAGCUCAUCUAUGUCAAUUCAGGCUCGAACCAAAUAGUUUGUUCCAAAACAUUUAUAGCGCCAGUGGAUCACCGCGUGGUGUUGACUUUCCAUCAUUUCAAUCCAUUGCACACACGAAAAGACCCAGAGGAGAAAUCCCAGGGUCCGUCUCCUCCGAGCAAGGGACUUUGUUCCAUGUCUUUGAUGAUCCAAGUGGGAUCAGCCGAGCUCGAAUUCUGCCCAAAUGAGUUGGGAGGUGAAGACAACAGCUCGGCAGGGAAUAUAUUCAUCUCCAACGGAAAUCGAAUGGUCUUGCGCCUACACUUCCAUCACGAGGGAAUGUAUUUUGGCUCUAAGUUGGAUCACACCGGGAUUUGGAUGAAUUACAAAAUAGAAAGUAACCAAUUGGAACAUGUGAGUGCUCCCCUGCUGCUCUCGCCUGAGGACAAUGUGAGAACAUUGACUAACAUCAACUAUCCUUUGGAGGCUCCCAGUAACUUGAUCUAUGCAACCACUGUGACCGCUCCAUCAGGUUUUAACAUUCGCAUAGCCCUUCCUGUGGGAGAGUGGAACCAGGAAUGUGGAGAGAGCUAUUUAGAGAUCCUCGAUCCUUACAAGAUUCCCAAGAAGGCUUGGAGAUUUUGCCAGUUCGAUUCUCUUUCACAAAAAUCGUUGGAUGGGGUGUUCAUCUACGUCCAAUCCUUCCUAGGGAUCAUUCACCUCCGACAGGUGACAGGACGGAGCUCUAGGAGUGGCUUGAAAUUCAAAAUUCAAGUGGAACUUUCUGAAGAUCGAGAUACUGCGCUUAAAGUGAUCCAAAUGACGAGACAUCAAGCCAAGGAUACGAAAACAGAUGUAUGUGAUAAGAACUUGUGCUUCAAUGGCGGGAGAUGCGACCCGACUUUGAGUGGCUGCGUCUGCCAAGGACAUUUUAUUGGUCCCCAUUGCCUUCAAACUGCCUGUGAUUCCCAGCCUUGUCACAACGGAGGAGUAUGUCAGCUGACCCGUGACAGUUUCAGCUGCAUUUGUCCGCUGAAAUUUGGCGGCAAAGUCUGUGAUCGCCAGCUGCGUCCUUGUGAGCAAGAUCCGUGCAGCGGAAAUGGAAUCUGUCAUGAGCAAGUUGUAGCCAAUGGUCAUAAAACAUUCCGAUGCCAAUGCCAUUUGUGGUGGGCAGGGCCGCGAUGCGAUCGUCGGAUGACAAAUAUCCCAUACAAACCAUUGUCAUCCCGGAUGAUAGAAGAGCCAUUCUGGCUUGGUCUCCUCACCGUGUUGAUUGUCCUGUUAAUAAUUGGUAUUUGCUGGUUUUUGAAGAAACAUUUGCCCGAGCGGCUCGAGAAAAUACUGGUGGAUGAUAUGGAGAUAGCCUUAGUCAAGGACCGAAGCAUUGGAGCCACAUUCCGUCAAUACACUCCUCAAGUCUCGGUGGCGUCCGAUUACAACGAGUUACCAAGUGAGCAUCGUCUGUCAUUGGAUAUUAGUCCAAGUGCAGCCGCAAGGACUCUGUUGAGCAAACUUUCCGUCAGGAAGCCAUCGAUUUUGAGUGUAUCUUCCACGGCCAGUAGUAUUGGGGGUUAUGGGGAACGCAAGAACUCGACCAGUCAAGAGGAGCUUUUUAUCAAAAGGACACCAUCGCCCAAAAGACGGAACAGGUUUCUUUCUCCGAGAGAUGAGGAGGAGCGACGAAAGAUCCUGAAGUCAUUGGUCACACCCAAGUGUUCUAAGAAUAGGCACAACUCUUUAGCUAGCUUCGAUCAACUGAUCAUCAAGGCUGCCAGGAGCGCCGAGGAUCUACCCGAGACCUCAAAUGUGUCGAAUAUGUUUCGGAAAGAAUCAGCCAGCAGUCUUCAAAUACCCGGCAUGAUAUCCCCAAGUGCAUUGUUGGCGAGCAAGAAGGUUACCUUUAGCCACGUGGUUGACCAAUUGGCGUGCUCCCUAUCGGAAUCAUCUUCCUUGUCAGAUUUGAGCUGUGCUGAUGACAUUCGUCAAGGCAUUGGGACAUCUGGACCAGGCUCCAAACGCGCAAAGAAACUUCUCCGGUCCUCCAGAAUCCCGUCGAAAAGAAAGCAUUCGCUCAACCUUCAGAGUAACAAUCAUGGCCCACAAAAUGGAUACAGUGGGAGUGAAGAGCAGUUUGAGUCCAGUAUGGAGUCCUUGGAAUCCUCCUGCACUUCAUUCCCGAUGCGAAGUAUGUCCAUGCUAAGUCCUGGAUCAGCCAAGCAGGCCAGGCAUCUUCAUAAAAUUUCCAGCGCAGACUCUUUACUCUCCAUGAUCAAGUCUCUAGCAGCGCAAAAAGGCAACAACCAUGCGGCUUCCACGCCGUCAAGUCCCCAACUCUCUGUAGAUGGGAGUGGAGGGGUUGUAGACUCUGCACUGAGCAGUCCAAUAAACCCACCCGAAACAUUACAAACCCUCAGUCAGAGUAACUCUCCCAGAAGGGAUAACCGAAAGGAGUGCUCUCAGUCAGCUGGGCACCAAAUUAAAGUUGAGAUUCAUGAUCAUCCCCCUGAGGACUCCUCUACGCCUACUACGCCAACCAAUGCACAAAGCGGCAAUCCAGGGGUGAUGUCCCUGGAGGUGCCAGGGUUUCAUUAUGGUAAGUGCCUGUCUCCAAUCAAAGAGCUCCCAUCACCCAUGCCAACUCCAGUUGCGUCGCCUUUACCCAAUCGAAACAGUCCUGGUGGCUCCCAAGACGAUAUUAGUACUUCCUCAAGCACCACCUCGUGCUCAACCACCUCGUCUCGGCGAUCGAGUUUCAGAAACCGCCACCGCAAGAAGGGGUCUCCAUCAAUCAUUCAACCGAUUGAGCCAAUGGAAGUCGAGGAGAUCCGUUCCAUCUGUGUUCCAAGAAUUCGUCGGAAUAGCUACAACGGGGAUGGAAAUGCACCCACCAUAUAUCAGGAGACUUCUUUUGUCGUGCCCAUGAGAGAAAUGCAGCCCCAAGUGGCACCAAAAAUUCAGAGAAAUGCCACUAUUCCCAAGAUUACGUUGACAAUGCACGAUGACUCUCUGGAAACGGCCACAAGUGAGCCCAAAGGAGAGCAUGCUCCGUGGGGGGAACCAUUUUCUCCUAAGCCCAAGUCUGUGAUGAGAAGGAGCACAUUGCCAGAAAACAUCCUCAUCCCACAAGUGUUUGUGUCGUGUGUGGAAACGUCUCAAAUUCAGUCUGUUGUGAGCCCCAAGAACGGCCGACUUAGACACCGACCUCCACCUCUGAUCAUUCCCAAUUCCAAUUUCCAAGAUUCGAUCAACUCCAAGUUGGAUUCAAAAAAUGAAUUCACCAAGGAGACAGUGAGCAUGCCGCCCAAAAUUGAAAUAGAGCUCCAGGAGAUCCCAUCAUCAUCGUCCUCUUCUCCAAUCCGACAGCAGCCCACAAAUGCCAAUCCCAAGGGUAAGAGUGGUCCCAUUGGAGUAAACUCUGAUGUCAUCCCAGACAACCAUCCCUCGUUGUUAAGUGUACAUGUGGAAUCACCCAAAUUCCUGGCACCUGAUAACUUUGAUUCUGCUCCCAGAUCCAGGUCGCAGAGCGUCGAACUGCCAGAGUUCAGGAUGACGAAGCAUGAGCUAUGCUCAGUUGCAAACCGACGAGAUCGUCCUUUACUUCUCAAGCGUCGUUCGACCGACGAGAUUCCUGCCAAACCUCCUCCGCCAAUCGUCAAUGCCAAAGUGAUGGAAAGUGGUGGUGGUGGUGGUGGUGGUGUGAACCGAUUUGGUCCACCCUCGUCGGUAGGUGCAAGGAAACCCACGCGGGACGAACGGAUGUCCUUGCUCUUAAAACAGAGGUCGUUACCCGGAGGUCAUCCUCAAGUUGUGCCACCAUCAAGUAACGAGCAAUCAUGGAAAGGUGUCAGAUUGGGAUCUCCUACCCUCAAGCGAGAUCCACCGAUGUUUCCUCAAAUGAAAGGGCCCACGGGAGCUUUUCCACCUCGAGGCUCAAAGUCAAGCCAUAUCAGAUCGUACGACAAACCCCAGUCAUUGGAUUUACCAGGCAUGACUCCGACCAUAACAAUCACUCCCAUGUCAGAUUUGGAAUCGGACAAUGACUCGCCCAUUGUCAAGACUUGUCCGCAUCCCCAAGGAGCAGCGUCGUCUAACUCAGGGAUGCAUUAUUUGAGUCCUUUCACCAUUAACACCACCAGCUGUGGGAGCCGAACCACUUCCGAAUCCAACCUGAGCUCCUCGGGGUAUUCCUCAAUGGCAAGUCCUGGUCCAAGUCGAUCGGGUAGUUCCAAUCCACUCUGUUACGAAAGUGAAGACACCUCGUCCACGCCCACUUCUAGCUCGGGCUUUUUCUCUUGUGGAAGUGUCAGUGGCAUCAUCAACCAAGGCGUGUUCAUCAGAAGACCCAGCCCCUUGUUGAAAAGCCCCAGUGUGGAUUCUGAAUCGUCGGAUCCCAAUCAGGCCCCGGGGUCUGGAUCGGUCACUCUUUUGCGACGAAACAACGGCUUGUGGCGGAUGCACGAAAAGGCUCUUCAAUACAGCAGGACUGACUCGGAGACAACCGAUGAGCAAUGUAUUCCCGAGAGCAUUUCCACCGCCAACGACUCAGCCAUUGACUCUCAGGAAGACAUUAACGACGAUGAAGACACUUUCAAUCCCGAGGGGGUCUUUGAAGAAUCAGGUCAGAUGAUCCCUACUCCUGUUUCAUUUAAGUCUCAAUCACCAGUACAUGGAUCUCCCACCACCUUUCUGGAAGUCAGGGAUUCCUCCACCGAGUCUGAUAAGACCGUGUUGUCGAUGGUAACAUUGGUGGAAAAUACCUCCAAAGAUUCCCUGCCAAGCACUCCAGGUUUGAGUUCUCAAAUGAGUUUACCUUUGCCCGAAAUAGUGGUAAAUGAGGCCCUGUCCCUUGGUGGCUCUUCUGAGGCCCAUACGGACAUGAAUGAAGUACAAGAUGAAUGGCAACGAAAAUCCGAUGUCCAUGUUCCGGGUUCGUCUUCCAAGUGUCAACUCCCCAAAGCGUCUAGUGUGCCACCAUUAGGCCACCAUGGAACGUCCCCCUCAUCCAAUAUGGAAUACGAACCACUCCUCAGUUGUUCCACUGUGUCUGCCAGCUCUUCUCGGAGCGAGUCGCCAAUGAGUGAGCGUAUCUUUGACAAAUGUAGCUCGUCUUUGUUGUCAUUACACAAUGCACAACGUCUUGCUGACUCGGAUGGAGCUCUGGAAUAUCCAAUGGGUCCUUUGGGAACAUCCAUCAUCCACUCUCCUUCUUCAAAGAAACAGUACAAAUUGAAUAGCCUUGGAAAUAGCCCAGGUUCAACAACAGGUUCCUCAAGUUCAAGGCGGAAGAAGCGAUCCAACAAAAGGAGGGUCCAUUUAAAUGGAACCGUCACUGGCACACCGACGGCAAGUGGGGAACUUGUGUUCCAGAAAAGCAACACACACAAUGGCCAUCGGAUGUUGAAUGGGCCGUUUAAAAACAUUAGCAAUGGCAUGAUAAGCGGUUUAUCAUCCCUCAAAUCGAGGGGAUCAGCCGAUGACAUGCCAGACGUUUGCAGCCCGAGGAAGAGUUUGAUCCGCAAGAAGCUCAAAUCCCAACAGCACCAAAGUACAAAAUCCGAGAUGCCAACAACUACCUCCAGCUCCAACGAAAGCCUCUUUUCGAACAUAUCUUUGGAGCAAGGGCUCCAUAAAGUGGCGAAUGACUCAAAAGACGAUCCUCAUUUCCUCAGCGUGAAAUUGUCCUCUAACUCGACGCCAAAUUCCUCCAGUGUUUCCUCCGGCGAUGAAUCUGGAUCCGAAGGUCCCCACAAGGAGUCGCUUCUCCUGGCCACUUCGUCUUCAAACUCGAGCAGCCUCAAAACCUCAAGUUCGAGCUCGGGCACCUCUAAGACCGGAAGCCCCUUUGGGUCCAUGGCUCUUCUACCGAUUCCCAUGAAGCUGAGACAACAAAGGCUCCGCAGCCGUCGCCGUCAUGGCCGCACGCGGCUCAGUUCGGAGAGCUUGAUCAGUGCCACCCGAGAUCACGAGUAGAAUGGUGCGAUUCAGAACAAUCGUUUAUUUCUUAAUAUUGCAGCUAAUUAGUAUUCAGAUCAUCACGCAUGAUCAAACAUUUAUUAUGAUGAUUAUCAUUAUUAUUUAUAGCGUGUCUAUGUUAUGCAUUUGAUGAUUUUACUAGAAUAUUAUUAUAUAGUAUGUGGUUGUUGUUUUGCGAAACAA
This is a messenger RNA of Tigriopus californicus, 6606 nucleotides long. Its product is annotated as mucin-2-like. Bases 1 to 6420 code for a protein of 2139 amino acids. The record is from RefSeq and is a predicted model, not a curated record. The transcript has 13 exons. Lineage: Eukaryota; Metazoa; Arthropoda; Copepoda; Harpacticoida; Harpacticidae.